Carassius carassius (crucian carp) is the source of this 2223-nucleotide messenger RNA. RefSeq names its product LIM domain kinase 2-like. NCBI's taxonomy places the organism in Eukaryota, Metazoa, Chordata, Actinopteri, Cypriniformes, Cyprinidae. The transcript has 16 exons. Gene Ontology annotation, cellular component: cytoplasm; nucleus. Gene Ontology annotation, molecular function: protein serine/threonine kinase activity; ATP binding; protein binding. Gene Ontology annotation, biological process: protein phosphorylation; actin cytoskeleton organization. The record is from RefSeq and is a predicted model, not a curated record. The coding region runs from base 261 to 2213 and encodes 650 amino acids.
GGUGAUGCUGUUUGAUCCCUUCCAGUCUCCGUACAUUUCUGUGUUAUGACGUCAUCUGGUCGGACGGGACCUAGAAACUUUACUUGCUUGGAACCUGGAUGAAAUUUUGUUUCCCCCUCAAUUUCCAGACGGAUUUACUCAGUGAGUCUUACACGUGGAUCAGAAAUGGAGCAUCGCCGAUGUGCAGCGUGUGAACUUCAGACUUUUCUGGACCAGCAUGUGAGCUUGAACAAAUAUAAUUAAAUCAGACAGGAGAGGACAUGGACGAACGAGAAGAUGUGACGGAGCGCGCGUGCACGGGCUGUGGCGGGAGGAUUCAGGACGCGUAUCAUGUGAAGGUUCUUCAAGACGCCUGGCACAACUCAUGCUUUCAGUGUUCUGUUUGCUUUGAUCUCCUGACAAACUGGUACUUUGAGAAAGAGGGGAGGCUGUACUGUCACAAACACUACUGCGAGAAGUUUGGGGAAUUGUGUCAUGGCUGCUCGCUGCUUAUGACUGGACCUGCUAUGGUGGCAGGAGACUAUAAAUACCAUCCCGAAUGCUUUGUGUGUUUAAGCUGCAGAGUGGUGAUUGAGGAUCAGGAUUCCUAUGCCUUAGUGGAACGUACUAAACUCUACUGUGGUAAAUGCUACAAGCAGGUGGUCCUAACACCAAUGCUGGAGAAGCGGGGUUUGGUUGACUCUCCAACGGACCUGCUCCCUCACACAGUGACUCUGGUGUCCAUGCCUGCUGCCACCAAUGGUAAAAGAGGUUUCUCUGUCAGUGUGAUUAGAGACUGCACCAGUGCCACGGCCAGUGUUCAGGUCAAAGAGGUCAGAGGGAUGCAUAUUAGUCCAGAGGUUCGGAACGCCAUCCAUGUUGGGGACCGAAUUCUGGAGAUCAAUGGACUCCCGGUGUCAGCUCUGAUGGAGGAGGAGGUGGAGGACUUGAUCCAUCGGACCAGUCAGACACUGCAGCUUUUGAUGGAAUAUGAUCCAGUCAGACAGCGUCUGGACCGACUCCGCCUGGGCUCCCGCAAUCAACUGGGUGUCCCCGCGGCUUCCCGUAUGCGUAUGUCCUCCUCAGCAGAUGCUGAGAUCGAACGAAGUGUCACAGUGGGCAAUGGGACGUUAAAAAGGAGGUCCCUCAGACGUAGCAACAGCACCUGCAAGUCUCCAGUGUCUUCAUCUCCAAAGGACCCUCCGAUUCUAACUCGAGAUAUCGGCCGCUCUGAAUCCCUACGUUCUACUUCCAGCUGCUCCCACCGUAUAUUCCGUCCCUGUGACCUCAUCCAUGGAGAAAUCCUAGGAAAAGGUUUCUUUGGACAGGCCAUCAAGGUGACCCAUAAAGCCACAGGUGAGGUGAUGGUGAUGAAGGAGUUGAUCCGCUGUGAUGAAGAGACACAGAAAACAUUCCUAAAGGAGGUAAAAGUGAUGAGAAGUCUUGAUCACCCACACGUUUUGAAGUUCAUAGGGGUUUUGUACAAGGACAAACGGCUUAAUCUGAUAACGGAGUUCAUUGAGGGAGGCACCCUAAAGGAUUUUAUCCGAGAUACGGACUCAUUCUCAUGGGAACAGAGAGUUAGUUUUGCAAAAAGCAUUGCAUCUGGAAUGGCAUAUCUGCAUUCAAUGAGCAUCAUACAUCGAGAUCUCAACUCUCACAACUGCCUGGUCAAACUGGACAACACUGUCGUUGUGGCAGACUUUGGUCUGUCUCGUCUAAUCAUGGAGGACAAGGUCAAACAGCCAACCCCUGACAAACCAGCCAAUAAAAAAAGACUGUUUAGACGCAUUGACCGUAAGAAACGCUACACGGUGGUGGGGAACCCAUACUGGAUGGCCCCAGAAAUGCUUAAUGGUAAACGCUACGAUGAGAAGGUGGAUAUUUUCUCCUUUGGCAUUGUGCUUUGUGAGAUUAUUGGUCAGGUUUAUGCAGAUCCCGAGUGUCUCCCGAGAACGCUGGAUUUUGGGCUCAAUGUGAGAAAAUUCAUUGAGAAAUUUCUUCCUGAGCACUGUCCUCCGGCUUUCUUCGCAUUGGCUGUGGCUUGUUGUGAUCUCACCCCUGACAACAGGCCUGCUUUUCAGAAGUUGGAGGACUGUUUUGAGGCAUUGACUCUGAAUCAGGAGUUGAAUAUCCCUCUGCCUGCAGAACUGGAUGAUCUUCAGCAGAAGUUUUUGAGGACUUAUGGACCCAGUGAAAUUGUGUCUGAAAACCAGGAAAACAUCAUAAACUAAUCCAACAGCA